Messenger RNA from Olea europaea var. sylvestris, 690 nucleotides. RefSeq lists its product as uncharacterized. The transcript has 2 exons. The annotation marks the transcript as partial. NCBI's taxonomy places the organism in Eukaryota, Viridiplantae, Streptophyta, Magnoliopsida, Lamiales, Oleaceae. The record is from RefSeq and is a predicted model, not a curated record.
AAUCUGCCUGAACUAUUUACGUGCACUGGCUGCAAGGACGAUGGAUCUGGGAAGAGAUUUGCAUGCCAGCAAUGUGAUAUUCAGCUCCACGAGUUUUGUGCUUUGUCGCCUCCAAUAUUACAGAACCAUCCCCUCCACGGCCAACACCAACUCGUGUUCCACGCUAAAACAAAACAAGCAAUAGCUGGAAUUUCGCGACCAAAGUGUGAUGUUUGUAACAAAACAAACAAAGGAUUUAGUUUCAGAUGUAGAGCUUGUAGUUUCCAGAUGCACCCUUGCUGCGCAAUGCUUUCAACUGAAAUGAACUUUCCAGUGCAUCCACAUACAUUGAAACUGUUACCACCAUUGAAUACAUCCUCAUCGAGUACCGAUAACAGGAUUCUAUGCCGUGAGUGCAAGAAGACGAGGUCGGGUCGAGUAUACUGUUGCACCGUUUGUGAUUACCAUCUCCAUGCAGUUUGUGCUAAGAAUUUGAUAAACGGGCUAGCUCUGGAGUAUCCCUUCCCUGGAAAAGCCGAGCACGAUUGGAAAAAGGGGCUUGCUACUCAGGCGGUUUUUAAAUUCGUAGGAGGGCUUUUUGAGGUGUUUGGGCAAACUAUAGCAGAAUACCUUUUACAGAAUAUUGCAAGAGGGAGGCGCAGCAGAAGAUCAAGUGAUGGUUAAUAAGUGAUUGAAGCUGCGCAGGGCUAA